This is a messenger RNA of Fusarium poae, 300 nucleotides long. RefSeq lists its product as uncharacterized. The transcript is spliced from 2 exons. Lineage: Eukaryota; Fungi; Ascomycota; Sordariomycetes; Hypocreales; Nectriaceae. Bases 1 to 300 code for a protein of 99 amino acids. The record is from RefSeq and is a predicted model, not a curated record.
AUGGGGUUUCACGGUAACCCAGUCGCUGUCCUGGACAUGAAAUCAGAUCAGGUCCUGCCAUUUGACAAAUGCGAUAUUGAAGGCAAAGAUUGUAUCCCAGUUGAUGUUCCCCGAUUGAAGAGCAAUGUCGCUAUUUACAUCAAACGACCGAACGAAGCGAAGGGAGAGCUCGAAGGAAAGGGAGCGCCCGAAGGAAAGGGAGAGUUCAUCGCGGAGGUUAAUCUUUGGAGGAUGGGAGUUCGGUACAACCUACAUAGACUGCUGGGUAAUGAACCUCAGCUCUACGUAAUGAAUGCAUGA